AGGUUUUAUGAGGGUAGGCCCCCCCCCGCCUUCCGGGGGGGAGGGGGGAAGUGCGCAUUUGCCUUUAAAAGGCCAUGCCCCCCCGGCGGCCAGGCGGCAAGUACAAGGGCUUGGUGCACCGCAACAAGACGGAUGCCGUCCUGGCGGCGGAAGCUGAUGCCAGGGCGAAGCGGCGGCAAGAAGAGGUGGUGAAAAGGGCGGCGAUAAGGAAGCAGAGGCAGAUGAUGGACCGGGAAGGCUUAGCUGCGGAGAUGGAUCCCGAAGAGGAGAAGAGGCAGAGGAUCCUGAAUUUGCUCAUGGGAGGUCGCAAGGGCGACACCAUGAAGUUCUUCCACGCCUGGAAGCAGGGGGCAAUACAGCAGCGCAAGGAGGUGAAGAUCCACGAGCGGGAGCUGGGCUGGCGCCGGAACUGCGACGGCAUGGACCCCACCUUUCCCAAGAACUGCAACGCCCUACGGAGGGUGCUCUCCAGCGACAUCACCUUGCCGCUGAACAACUUCCUGGCGCUGCCAUCAGGCGAAGCAGAGGAGUUCCGCGCCUCCCGCGGGCGCGACUACCCCAUGGGUUGGACGGGCAUGUCGGACAAGCUGAGGCGCCAGCAGACGAACCAAGUCAUGGGCUUUCUGCCGCUGAUCAACACCAAGGCUGCCGCCCCCAAACGGAUCGUCAGCCAAGCCGCCGCAGAGGAGAGUGAGCCGGAUCGCUGGUUCGGCCCGAAGGCAGACAUCCAGACCGUGGCACAUGCCAAGACCGGGGAGCUCUAUUACCUGGACACCAUGACCAUGCGCAUGCGGCAAUGCCCGGCCGACAAGCAGCUGCAGCACAUGAGGCGUAGAUCCUCACAGAUCGAAGUCUUGGCGGACGGCGGGUGACGUGAACGGAAGCUGCGGCCCGUAGGAAUCUCCGACCCGCGUCUGGUUUUGGGGCCAAAUCCAC
Molecule: messenger RNA, 936 nt
Organism: Effrenium voratum
Lineage: Eukaryota; Dinophyceae; Suessiales; Symbiodiniaceae
Source: the annotation of a GenBank genome assembly